Ramularia collo-cygni is the source of this 933-nucleotide messenger RNA. RefSeq lists its product as uncharacterized. The record is from RefSeq and is a predicted model, not a curated record. Lineage: Eukaryota; Fungi; Ascomycota; Dothideomycetes; Mycosphaerellales; Mycosphaerellaceae. Gene Ontology annotation, molecular function: serine-type endopeptidase activity. Gene Ontology annotation, cellular component: membrane. The transcript has 4 exons. Bases 1 to 933 code for a protein of 310 amino acids.
AUGGAGAACACCAUUCUGAGAAUGCUCACGCGGCGAGCACCUCUUCUCAAGAACAGACUACAGCCAUCGUUCUCUCAAUCACAUAAACCUCAAAGACGAGCGUUCAUGUCUAACGGACGACCCUUCUGGUCCCGGGAAAGCAAUCCUUGGACCAGAAUCCUCGGUCCCAAUGUUUCAGGGUCUUCCAUCACUGCCCGCGCAUUUCACUCAAGCCCUGAAGCUGCCCAUCGUGGCUAUAUUGGUGCGAAGCGGGUGCUCUGGACGAUGAUCGGACUCAAUACUGCAGUCUUCGGCGCGUGGCAGGUGGCGGAAGCCACCAAGAACCAUGAGCUCCUCGGUAAACUGCAUAGGCAUGCACUUCUAUCUCAGAGAAACAUCGAUUCUGGACGAUACUACACCUUCGUCACGAACGCGUUCUCUCACAAAGAUCUAGGCCACUUCGUUUUCAAUAUGAUGGCACUCCACGCAUUUGGUACUGUUGCCUCGGGUCACGGCAUUGGUGGAGUCCACAUGACAAUGCUAGCACUUGGAAGCGCAAUAGCCAGCUCUUACGCCUUGUACUAUCAACGAUCCUCAAAGGAUAAAUUCAAGAAGUCUGCUUCCGGAAUUUGGCAGCGCUUCGGAAAUGGCAACACCCGCGUCAUAGAGAUAUGGCACGGCCUCGGUGCAAGUGGCAUCGUGAUGGGCAUGGGAGCAACAGCAACAUUAUUGGCUCCUAUGGCCCGAAUUGCUGUUUUCUUCGUGCCUAUGCCGUUGUUCGUUCUCACGGCUGGCUAUGUCGCUUUCGACUUUUACCAUCUCGACUCGGAGACCAGUAGAGUUGGGCAUGCCGCACAUCUUGGUGGUCUGGCGUUCGGAGCCGCGUAUUACCUCACAAGCUUAAGAGGAUAUGGAGGCGUCUGGCAGUGGGUCCGUAGGGGGUUGAGGAGAUAG